GACUUGCACGAGUGAGUAACGAUAAUUCACGUAGUUGCUUAUCAUUUAAAAACAGCGUAUUAAAAUUGGGCGUAACUCAGUCUACAAGGCUACGACAUAUGAUUACUAGUCGACAUGUUGCUGAUCUGCCUUCUUUUUACCAUUGUAAGGUUUGGUUCAUCUACCCUUACUGAGGAAGUGUGCUAUGGGGCCAAGUACAAUUUGCCAGCAAGUUUCACACCACCUCUCUACAAUAAGACAAUUACAUGUACUCCGAAAUUGGGAGAUUCAAAGAUUGUUGUCAACAAUGGACAGUCACUGGAUCCUCGUUUUCAAGUUUCACAAGAUGAAAUUGAAAUGGCAGAUUUAACAGAACAAGACAAUGAAACAGUGUUAUCCACAGAGAAAGGAGACUCUGUAAAAGUCAAUGUUAAAAAUUGUCGUAGCCCAGUGAAGAAGUUUUAUGGAUCUUCAAUCAUUUGGAUCAUACCGGAUGAAGCUGAAUAUUUAGAGUUCUCUAAAUAUAAUGUCUCAGAUACCCCAGGCCACCCUAUAGUCCUUUGGAAUCGCACUGACCCCUCUUACAGCAGAGGAAAUGCAAGCAGCAAUGACUAUGAGAUCAAGAACAUAACACAGCAAGACAGUGGAUACUACAGGUUUAGGGGCUCCAAACAUCAACUGCUAAAAUGGGAGCAAAUAGUAGUUGAAGAGCAUGUUAAAAACUAUACUUAUGUGAUGGGCAAAAUGGUGUAUAUAGAGUUUCCUCUUGUAGUCAUCAUAAGUCAAGUUAGAUUUACACAUGUGGGUGCAGAAACCCACACAGUGUUAGAAAAUGGUGGCAGAGUUCUCAUAACAAACCAGUACCUUACUAUUGACGAUGCCACCUUUGAAGAUGCUGGCACAUAUGAGUUUUUUGACAAGGAAGGCAACUUGAUCCUGCACGUGGAGAUAGUAAUUAAAGAGGAUGAAGAGCCUCUACAUUGGUUUUUCAUUGUUGCGUUGUGUGCCUUUGGAGCUGGAUUCAUGGGGUUAGGUGGCCAUUUCUGCUGGAAAAAAUAUAAAAACAAAAGAAAAAGUUCUGAUACUUCUGAGGAAGUGACCCCUGCAGUAAUUUUCCAAGCUUUAAAAGACAACUCAAACAGAGACCCAACUACUCUCUAGAGCCAGUCACAGUGCCAGGAGGAUUGGCGCCUUGAUCUUUCAGCUCAACCACUGCAGGAAACUAUAUAACUAACACUGAACCAGAACAGGAAGAAAUGUGAUGGAUCUUAUCAGACUAAAUGUGAGAACUCAGCCACAGUAUGUUUGCAUUCUGUGCCUAUAGGAAUUUGUGCAUGAAUGGUAAGAGGUCACAUUUUCCACCUUCAAGGCACUCAAAGCACUUUACAGCAAGGAACCACUCACCCAUUCACACACUAGUGUACACAGACACUGUGGGCAAGGUGGGUUAAGUGUUUUGCCCAAGGACAGAACAACAGCAUUUGUCUGUGGGAGCUGGAAUCACACCAGCCAACCUGUGGGUCAGUGGAUCUGACCACUUAACUUGUGAUUUUUUUUUUUUUUU
Messenger RNA from Boleophthalmus pectinirostris (great blue-spotted mudskipper), 1543 nucleotides. RefSeq lists its product as uncharacterized. The transcript has 8 exons. The record is from RefSeq and is a predicted model, not a curated record. Bases 115 to 1140 code for a protein of 341 amino acids. NCBI's taxonomy places the organism in Eukaryota, Metazoa, Chordata, Actinopteri, Gobiiformes, Gobiidae.